ACGACCAGUAAUAAGAAAAAGCAGACUUGUUAGAGCAGCAGAGAGAAAGAAGUCGGAGAGCGAGAAAUGGCGACGGCGGGGAAAGGAGGAAAGACGAUGAUGACGACAGCAACGGCGGAGAUGGAGAGAAUGAGCGUGGAGCAGCUGAAAGCAGUUAAAGAACAAACAGAUCUCGAAGUCAAUCUCUUGCAAGACAGUCUCACGAAUAUUCGCACCGCCACUUCUCGUCUCGAUCUCGCUUCCACCGCUCUUCAUGAUCUCUCCCUCCGUCCCCAAGGAAAGAAAAUGCUGGUCCCUUUAACGGCGUCGCUUUAUGUACCUGGAACGCUUGAUGAUUCUGAUAAAGUUCUGGUUGAUGUUGGUACUGGCUACUUCAUUGAGAAAACAAUGCUUGAGGGGAAGGAUUACUGUGAGCGGAAGAUUAACUUGCUGAAAUCAAAUUAUGACCAGCUUUUUGAGGUGGCAGCUAAGAAGAAAAGUAUAGCGGAUGAGGCGGGAGUAAUUUUACAAGCUAAACUGAAGCAAUUGACUCCUGCAACAUAAACUGUAGUGGAUUAUGAAUAGAUAUAUUUUGUGCAAGGUUAAUCAAACUUUGUAUUAAAAGACCAAACACCGUAAUCUAGAUCUUUCCUUGAUUUUAAGAUGUUAAAAUUUUGAAGCCCGUCAAUCUCAGCAGUUCUUUUGGAAACAAUUGUAACUUGGGGCACCGUUUUUCUUGUUUUUUUGCUGUCAUCUAAUUAUAUUAUCUUCCUGAAAUA
Molecule: messenger RNA, 758 nt
Organism: Daucus carota subsp. sativus
Lineage: Eukaryota; Viridiplantae; Streptophyta; Magnoliopsida; Apiales; Apiaceae
Product: prefoldin subunit 5
Exons: 4
Coding region: 67-543 (158 amino acids)
Biological process (GO): RNA polymerase III assembly; RNA polymerase II core complex assembly; RNA polymerase I assembly
Cellular component (GO): cytoplasm; prefoldin complex
Source: RefSeq, a predicted model, not a curated record